Molecule: messenger RNA, 1239 nt
Organism: Daphnia carinata
Lineage: Eukaryota; Metazoa; Arthropoda; Branchiopoda; Diplostraca; Daphniidae
Product: innexin inx3-like
Exons: 2
Coding region: 124-1206 (360 amino acids)
Biological process (GO): phototransduction
Cellular component (GO): gap junction; plasma membrane
Molecular function (GO): gap junction channel activity
Source: RefSeq, a predicted model, not a curated record
GGAAUGUGUAAGCUUGUCGCUUUUAGUCUCAUUUUUUUCCCCCAACAAGAACGAUCGAGAUCAUUUCUGCUUCGAGUGUCAACUUGCAACCAAAAGGCCAAACGCUGAACAUUUAACAGUGACAUGUCAGUGGUUCGCCUUUUCAGUGUUUUUGCCACCCUCUUGAAAGUCAAGUUGUUGCAAGACAAACCGGUGGUGGACAACGCCAUUUUCCGACUCCAUUAUCGAUUCACGUGCGUCUUCUUCCUGGCGGCCAGCCUCCUGGCCACAGCCAUCGAUUUCUUCGGCAAACCCAUCGACUGCGUGAUCGAUAAGGGCGUUCCCUACGCCAGGAUUCUCAACACGUACUGCUGGAUCCAGCACACGUUCACCGUCCCGCUGGACGAGCUUCAAAUUAGUCCGGGUGUCGGUCCCGAUUCGAACGAGAAGCGUUUUCACAGCUACUACCAAUGGGUGCCGUUCGUCCUGUUCUUCCAGGGCAUGCUCUUCUACCUGCCGCACUGGAUCUGGAAGCGAUUCGAGAAUGGCAUCGUUGGUGGCUUGACGGCAGGCGCCCGCCGAUUCGAUUUGAAAGGUCAAGACGCCACGUUUAGCCGACCGCUGCUGUCGAAUUACCUGAACGAAACGAUUGGGACGCACGGCCACUUGGGCGUGGCUCACGUCACUUGCGAGCUCUUUAACUUGGUCAACGCCAUCGGUAAUGUCUACCUGAUCGACCUGUUCCUCGGUGGCUACUUUGUCGAUUACGGAUGGAAAGUGUUACAACAGCAAAGCCUCGACCAGGAGGAUCGACGCGACCACAUGAUUGAAACUUUCCCGCGCGUCACCAAGUGCACGUUUCACAGUUACGGACCGUCGGGAGGCGUGCAGCGACACGACGCUCUUUGCGUCCUACCCGUCAACGUGAUCAACGAAAAGAUUUACGUAUUCGCUUGGUUCUGGCUGGUUUUGCUGGCCAUCGUUUCCCUGUUCGCCCUGCUCUAUCGUUUGGUCGUCAUGGUUUCGCCAGCGGUCCGCCAUCUUGCUUUGAAACGUGUCGGUUUGACCACGUGCGAUCAGCAAUCGAUGGUCAUCCUGAGUCGGCGGCUUCCCUAUCCUGAUUGUUAUUUGCUCAUCUUGCUGGGCAAAAAUUUGCAAGUUGCCGUGUAUCGUGAUUUGUUGGACGAUUUGGCCCAUUACCUCGAUCAUUCUCAUCUCAACUGUUAAAAAUGUUGUUUUCGGCUGUUAAAUAAAACGCUU